This is a messenger RNA of Asterias rubens (European starfish), 2904 nucleotides long. RefSeq names its product sodium-dependent proline transporter-like. Gene Ontology annotation, cellular component: membrane. The transcript has 15 exons. NCBI's taxonomy places the organism in Eukaryota, Metazoa, Echinodermata, Asteroidea, Forcipulatida, Asteriidae. Bases 237 to 2636 code for a protein of 799 amino acids. The record is from RefSeq and is a predicted model, not a curated record. Gene Ontology annotation, biological process: sodium ion transmembrane transport.
CUUAUAUUAAACCUUUCCUUAAAAGUCUACUAUCACCAAAUGACAUUUCUAAACUCGGAGGAGGCGCACGCGGAGUGACGACCCCAUGUCAUCUUCACGUAGCUACUUCAUAAACCCCAACGAGAGAAACUUGAGCAAAUGAUGCUGGCACUGGCAGUAAUCUGUUUAGUAACCCAUGGUUGACCUGGCCUUAGCUCAGUGUUUACGUUGGGAAUAGAUCGAGAUUCAGAGUCACAAUGAAUGGAACGAAAGGAGUUGAGCCGAACAACAGAGGCGUCACAGACGGCAGCCGGUUCGUCUACGAGGAUCCAGAACCAGUGACACCAGCCCCAGAUAAUGGAGCCGGUAACCCCGUGCCCGCGAGCAGGCCUUCCCCGGAUGCCUUCAUGCCGCGUCCCACUCGCCCUUUCCCCAUCUCGAGCCGAGACGAGAACCCCAAACGUGGAAACUGGUGGAACAAGAUUGAGUUUAUCUUUGCAUGUAUUGCUGUGUGUAACGCCCACAGCACGUUUUCGGUAUUGCCCUACCUGGUGUAUGCCAACGGAGGGGGCAUCUUCCUGGCCGUGGUCAGCAUUCUAUCAAUCCUGCUGAUGUUUCCAUAUUUCAUGUUGGAAAUGGCACUUGGUCAGUUCUCCAGUUCCGGGUUCAUCUCGGUUUGGAACUUUGCGCCGUUGUUCAAAGGACUUGGCUUGGUAGCAACCCUCUACCUCGUUCUCUAUAACGCACUUUCCAACGUGCUGUCAUCCUUUUAUCUUCUGUAUGGUUUCUACACCGUCUCGUCAGAGACUCUGCCGUGGGUAGACUGUUCCAAUGAUUGGAAUACUGUUCACUGUUUUGAUGGUUCCAGCGCGAUGACAUCGCCAGGGGUCGUUCAACAGAAUGUUUCCUUGCAGAACCAAGGGUUUUCCUACCGGUCUGAUUUUUACGUUGAUUACACAGCGCAGAUCAGCCCUGCGAACGAGUUUGCCAGUUACCUUAUUAUUAACGAACAGGAUGACUUGACAAACAUCGGUGGGUUGAAACCAAAUUUAGUGUUCAGUCUUCUUUCUACUUGGGGAUUGGUUCUGUUCUUGACAUGUCUUGGAGCGAAGCUGACCGGGAAGGUUGCCUUGGUUCUCUUGCCCAUCACUAUCAUCCUAACUUUCGCUCUUCUCAUACGCGGAGCCACCCUAGCUGGUGCCUAUGAAGGCCUCCGAUUUUAUUUUUUUGUUGACCUCCGGCGUGUUUGGUCAUUCGAGUUCUGGAGGAAUGCGAUGAGCUGUGUACUCAGCAUAGGAUUUCUUGGAACAGGUGUGUUCUCGUCACUUGCUAGCUACAACAAGUUCCACAACAACUUCUGCCUUGAUGCCUUCCUUGUGGUGUUGGCAGUGAUUAUCAUCAACAUCGUCCGUGUGCUGACGGUGGCUACUUUAGUUGGUGGCCAUUCCCACGUAGCGAAUCUUGAUGUUGGAUCCAUUGCUGGAGCAGGUGUGGACUUCUUGAUCAUAGGCAUGCCACAAGUCCUUUCAACUGUACCGACUGCCACUGCCUGGUCAUGUGUCUACUUUGCCACACUCUUCAUCACAACUAUAAGCUCAUCCGUGUUUGUUGUUCAAUCUUUACUGACGACGUUUCUUGAUGUGUUUCAUCUACCGCACUCCUGGAUAUUCCUCUUACCAACGAGUGGUAUCAUCUGCGUGCUCAGCUUCUUGAUUUCUCUCCCAAUGGUAACAGAGAGUGGCUAUGCCGUGAUAAGGGCAAUCGAUACUCAUAUGGUAGUUUGGGCUGCUCCUUUCGUUGCCAUUUUGUUGCCGCUCGCUGCAAUCUGGAUUUAUGGCACGAUUCCUAAAUGGGACAUUUUGAGACUGCCACGAGAGAUGCAGAUAAUGGUUAAUUUCUUCCCAAAGUUGUUGCAAGUGAUCUUCCUUCCUUUCUGGGCCGUCAUCAUCCCUUUAGCCAUGGUGUUAUAUUUCUGUUAUAGCUUCAUUGUGUCGAUGCUCUAUUUGGAACAAGUGAGUAACCCAUUUUGGAUGGGUUACAUCAUGUUGGCUAUUGGCAUCGUCCCUCUAUUUAUGAUACCAAUAAUUGUUGGCAUCUACCAAUUGGUCAAACAGCGAAGGAGUUAUACCUACUUAACGAAUUUAUUUUGGAAGGCUGUAAGAUCCUCCCCUGAAUGGGGUCCGGCCGUCGAGGUUCACCGGCAGCAAGCAGGCUACUCCAACACCGACACCAACCCCCAUCUGCUCAACUGUGAUAUUCACUAUAACCCUGCAACAACGUCCCCAACAAUCUACGUGCCACCUCCACAGGGUGCCGUGGUGUACCCACAUCCCCCGUCGCAUAGUCCACCUCCACCGGCCUACAACGGGUACUCCGAGCUUCGGUCUGCUAGUCCCGAUUCCACCAAGAACAUCUCGCCUGCUCCUAGCUCCGUUGGGUCCCCCGGUCUGCCCUCGACGUACCCGACCCCUCUGGCGGGGUCUCAGGUCCCUCCAGCCUCCCCAGCCACUGUUUCAGCCACGGACACUAUGGGUUCCAAUCGUUUGUACCCAUCAGCACAUUUGGAUUACACAACAGGCGCUGAGACUGAUCUCGGUCUGUCUGAACAGGAAGAUUCACCUUUCAUCAAUACGUCCUCACACGAAACAACUCUUUGAGAUGUUUAAAAAGACCGUGAACAUUUUUCUCCAGUUUAAAUUAAUGCACCAGCUCCUAUUCAAACUAGUUUUUUAGUUUAACAUAAUGGAUGAGUCAAACGCAAUGUAACUUCACUGUAUACACGUGUGCUCCUCUACGAAGCCGUUUUGAUAGCAAACCUGGAUAACUACUGAAAAUUGGCAGCACUUUGAUUUGUAUACUGUCUACACCAAAAGUCCCAGUAGUUUAAUAUAACAUGACAUAACAUUGUUGGUUGUUAGUUUAAAA